UUUUUGUUUUGCCCAAUACAAAAUGACAUCGAACGCCAAACGUUAUGCCUGCCAGACAAAAUGAGGGAACAUUUUCCAUACAUUUCGCAGGCCGGCGUCUUGCGUUUGAGGAAGAAACUGAAUGCUAAUCCAUCAUAUACAGGAUUGACCUUUGAAGCAGCAAUGUUACCGGCAAACCGUUACAUUGAAGCAAAGACAGCAAUAUAAGUUUCGCGGCUAUUUUACUCGAUGAUCGCAUUUGACUUUCAUUGAUGUAAUCAUUGUCGCAGCUAAUGCUUCCCAGGCGAAGAGUGCCUGCUAACCUAACUUAGCUAAGCAAAUUGACUUUUAUUAGUGUUUAAAUUAAUUAUUAAGUCAUUCGCCUGGAAUUCAGAUGGGGGAUUCGUUCGAUCGUCAAGAUGUUGAUCGGGCCAAAGUUUUCUGGGCCAAGAAGAAUGUGGAUCAGGUGUUUGGUGUCAUGUUCAAGCGGCUGGAUCACCUCAGGGAAGUCCUGAGGACCAACACGGCAACCGACAAAGAACGUGUCCAGGCUUUGAAGUCGUUCGACUGUCUGGGGUUGACAGCUCUGUCUCCUGUGGGCGACACUCCGGUUGUUCAGGUGGCUGUUAGUGCAGGUUAUAAGCCAGACGACCACAGCCCCACGCCCACACCUUCUUCAUCAGCCAUUGAUGAUCAGCUGCUGCCCAUUCAGCUGCCAUGUAAGCUGCACUCGUGCUGCAAGACGUGCUUGCCUUCUUUACAAGGCACGCAUAACUCCACCCUGCUAUAUUGGGCUCAGAACCCUCUCAAGGUCCCGCUGCUGUGUGGUUUCAAGCGGAUGGUUGCCAGGCCACUGAUGUUAUCCAGUGGGGGCGUGGCCAGCAAUGAUCAGCAGAAAGAUGGCCAAGAUGAGGAGGAAGAUGAAAGCCACUGGGGUGUCAUUUACAAAGCUCCCUGUGGGCAUAGCCUCCGUAACUAUGAGGAUGUGAUGCGCUUCCUAUUGGCCACAGAAAGCUACGAUGUACUCCAGCUGGACUAUUUUUCCUUCAACAACGUGGUGCAAUUGGACCCUCAUUCAGUGCGAGUCAGCCAGCCCCCUGAGAUCGACCUGAGUCGUGGAUCUGAACCGACCCCAGUGGAGCUGUGUGUGGGGCCCGGUGAUUCCCGGCCAUCUGAAUUCCGCUACAGGAAGGAGCGCUGGCCGCAUGGCUGCUUCCUGACCCGGGGUCCCGUUUUUGACGCUUGUUGUGAGUGUACAGAUGGAUGCUUGGACGCACAACGCUGCGCCUGCAUCGCCAAGACUGGAGCAGGCAACCAUUACAACUAUCAGAGACUCUCCCACUCUGUGACGUCCGGGUUGUAUGAGUGCGGGCCUUGGUGCAGCUGCGAUCGGGCUCUUUGUCAGAAUCGUCUCAUCCAGAGAGGAAUCAGAGUCCGUCUUCAAGUUUUUUGGACGGAGCGUUGUGGCUGGGGUGUGCGCAGUCGUGAUGACUUGGAUGCGGGGACCUUUGUGUGUAUAUAUGCAGGCGUGAUACUGCAGAAGGUCCAGCGACCCGUUGAGCCUCCGCCCCCGAAAGUGACUAGAGUGGACCUGCCAUCGGAUGACGAGGUGGAGGUGGUCACAGAGUGGCUGGCACCCUCCGUACUGGAGGGGAGCAACUUGUUGGAAAACCCUGACCCCCCAACUUCUCCACCACUGCAUGUUCCAGUCAUCCAGAGACCCACCGAUGCCAACGCAAAUCCAAACAAAGAUAAGGUGAAGAAGGUUUUGGCGUCACCAAACAAUGCUGAUGGCAAAGGCAAUAAAAAGAACUUGAAGAUGGUCGUCAACUCAGAGGACAUGUAUUUGCUGGACGCCAGAAAGGAAGGAAACGUGAGCCGCUUCCUCAAUCACAGUUGCCAGCCAAACCUGUUCAUUCAGAACGUCUUCACUGACUCACAUGACCCUGAUUUCCCCAUCAUCGCCUUCUUCACCAACAGUGUGGUGAAGGCAGGCACUGAACUGACAUGGAACUAUUCUUCCGACGCACAUACGGUAUCGCUGGCCCAACAACAGGAAGUGCCCUGCGUGUGUGGCACUAAUGGCUGUCUGGGCCAGUUCCUGGAGGAGAACCUUUGUGAAACAUGUGAGUUUGGAUUAUGUGACACUAUGGAGGAGACGUGAGCAUGUCACCUGGAAGCCAUUUCCAUUUUUUACUGACUCAUUUCUUAAUAAAAACUUCAAAGUCAAGCAUCCAGGUGAGAUCUUGCAUCCUGUAUUAAUAGCAACGCUGAUUAUUAACCUUUUCUGUAGUUAAUAAUUUGGGGACCAUUGAAGUGAAAUUAGAUCAUUUCCCGCGGCACACCUGAUGACCUCUCAUAGCACACUAAUGUGGUUAGUUUGGAAUCCUGGCGCUAAUUCACAAUCUCGAACUCCUUACAUGGUCUACCGCUCACCUUUUGUACAUCAACUUCAACUAGUUCACUGCCCGCAUCUUUGCGAGAGAAGCCAUUUCGAUUCCUGUGAUUUGGUUUGACAGUAAAUUUCAUUGGAAGGAAGUUCAAAAAUAAAUAGACCAAACCAGGAUAAUAGGGGAGCAAUGCCUAUUGGUAACAGUAUGUCAGAACAUAGUGGUAACAAAAUGAAAUGCAAGAAUAAUAAAAAUCCCAUUAUAAAAUUUGAUACAUAUGGGAUAUCUGCCAAUCCAAGUGCAGUAUUUAAAGUGAGAAGAAAUGAAUUACUGUAGACUGGAAGACCAAAAGCACUCCUUUAUUGAUUUACAUGUCAGCUUACCAAGCAGUCCAGCUUGGCAGCCUGAGAGUAAGAAAAAUAACUGAUGCAGAGUCCAUCUGAGAGCA
Hippocampus comes (tiger tail seahorse) is the source of this 2817-nucleotide messenger RNA. It is a transcript of the gene setdb2, whose product is annotated as SET domain bifurcated histone lysine methyltransferase 2. Gene Ontology annotation, biological process: heterochromatin organization; negative regulation of gene expression. Lineage: Eukaryota; Metazoa; Chordata; Actinopteri; Syngnathiformes; Syngnathidae. The transcript has 10 exons. The record is from RefSeq and is a predicted model, not a curated record. The coding region runs from base 374 to 2143 and encodes 589 amino acids. Gene Ontology annotation, molecular function: DNA binding; histone H3K9 methyltransferase activity; zinc ion binding. Gene Ontology annotation, cellular component: nucleus.